AAGAAGAAGAAGAAGAAGAAGAAGAAGAAGAAGAAGAAGAAGAAGAAGAAGAAGAAGAAGAAGAAGAAGAAGAAGAAGGAAGAAGAAGAAGGAAGAAGAAGAUGGAAGGACGACGGUUGGUAGAGUGACGACAUUUUAGUAUAAGUUUUGGUCGAAGGGUGGCGGUGGUGAUGUAGUUGAACCACCGUCGACGAAACUACCCUCAGUCUGAAAGACACCGCGGAGCUUUGCGGACACGCGCGCGCUCCCCCGCCUCCCCUUUCUCGUGUGUGUGUAUGUGCCGUGUGCGCGCGCGUGCGUGCGUGUGGUGCGUGCGUAACAGGCUCUCACUACAAGGGAAGAAAACGAAAGGAAGAAAGGGAAAUGAAAAAAGAGAGAUAGGAUUGUUACUGAGAAUAAGACAUCCGAUGACAGUGGGUAGAUCUAACGCGUAUAUUUUUAUUCGCGAGAAAACCUAACGAAAAAAAUUUUUAUCUUCGUGGAAAGGAGAACAAAGAGAAUAGAUACGACGUUUAUCGUGGCCUCUACAUUGAGACAGAAAGAAAUAGAAAAGGAGAGAGAGAGAGAGAGAGGGAGAGGGCAAAAAGAGGGUCAGAGUCAGCGAUCUCUUUUGAUCAUUUGCCAGGAACUCUUCCGAGUGACAUAACGCGCGAGCAUAGCAAAGAAAUCACACCUUCGUACUCGAACCUUCUUCGAUAAUUUCUUUAUAAACGAGAGAGAGAGAGAGAGAGAGAGAGAGAAAGAGAGAGAGAGAGAGAGAGAGAGAGAGAGAGAGAGUGAAAUAGAAAUACAUAGAAUAAUACGAAGAAUGAACGGUGAAAAAAGAAAGAAGGACAAAUUAUAUCGGUGAGAUACUUUUCUCUCACUAUGUCGUCAUUUUUCUUUUCUUCCUUUUUAAAAAUUUUUUAGUUAAUUCUUCAAACACCUGUCUCUCUUCUGCUCUUUGUUGUCCAAUGAACAACCAUCAUUACCAGGAUCGAACGUGUCUACACGCGAUCGCGUAACCGCGUGGAAUUGGCUAUUAAAUUCGCGCGAUUGAAUCGAGCGUGACGAUUGGUUGUUAUUCGUUAAUCGUCGUCAUUGUCAUUGGUGCGUUUUCUCUUCCGACUAAGUAUUAAUCACUUUUGACGUGAUCGUAUGUAGUACGCAGUACAAGAAGAAAAAUAAAAAGAAGUAAGAAGAAUUUCUUCAUCGGUUUUUCUUAUUGAAACGAUCAAUUUCAUCGAAAUCAAAAAGAAGAUCGACAAUCUUUUUAUCAUCGAACGGAUGGACUUGGAAAAAUCGAAGAAGAACGGAGGACGAUGUGAACAAUGAUGACGAUUAGUGCUCGUCGAUGCUGAAGUAGCUAUGAAGUACUGAAGUAGAGUCUUCUACUCGAGCUAGCGGAUGAAGAGAGUCGCGAAGUGAAGAUGAGAGUUCGUAAAAGUUGAAGGAGGAAGGAAAACCUACACAACGAACAGCAACAACCUGCCUCGUCCAUUGCGACCAGCCACAUAUCUCACGUUAAGAUGACAUAGAAUGGGUUGGGUGGUGCUAGGGCGGUGUGCGGGUGGUGGCGGCCGCCUCUCGUCCAUCCUCUCGCUGUCUCUCACCUCCCUUGCAAGUUCCCUCAUCUUUACCAUCCUCUGUAUCCUCACACUCGCCCUCACUCUUGCCAGUCUCGUGCGUGCCGAGAAUAACAUCUUCGAGGAGGGCAAAUCGGACAAGGAGAUUCUGGACGAUCUGCUGCAGACGGCGCGUUACGACAAGCGGCUUCUGCCCCCGGUCCAAGAUGCGGAUUUCUGCUGCGGAAUGCAAUGGCCUGGUGACACCACCGGCCUGUCAAACCGGUCGUCGACCUUCUCUAACGACCCCAAGAACCAGAACAAGAACCAGAACAAUAUCCACUACACGCCGCACCAACACCUUCGCACUCACCUUCGCGGAACCUUGACCGUCAACGUGAGCGUGUUGCUGCUGAGCCUGGCCUCACCCGACGAAUCCAGUCUGAAAUACGAAGUGGAGUUUUUGCUGCAGCAACAGUGGUUCGAUCCGCGGUUGCGUUAUAGCAACAGAUCGCGAUACGAAUUCCUUAACGCGAUUCACCAUUACGACAAAAUCUGGCUGCCGGAUACGUAUUUUAUAAUGCACGGCGAUUUUAAGGAUCCCCUUAUACCGGUUCAUUUCGCUCUGCGAAUAUACCGCAAUGGCACCGUCAACUAUCUUAUGCGGCGUCAUCUAAUCCUAUCCUGCCAGGGUAGACUCAAUAUCUUCCCAUUCGACGACCCACUGUGUUCAUUCGCUAUCGAGAGCAUAUCGUACGAGCAGACGGCAAUCACGUACGUCUGGAAGAACGACGAGGGUACGUUACGAAAAAGUCCGAGCCUGACGUCAUUGAACGCUUACCUCAUUAAGAACCAGACAAUCACGUGUCCGAUUAAAGUAAGCUGGCGAGCUGAAGGACAAAUCAUCGACUACGAGGACGAGUUCGAUGAGUUCGGGGACUCUAAGUGUUCGCUGUGCCAGCGCAGGUUUGAGGAGCAAGGUAAAUUCCUCCUUUCCCCCCUUUCCGAGCCUCUUCCAAUCGUUCGUGUGUUUCGGCUUCCAGCGGUGCUCAGCAGGAUAGGAAUUAUAUUGGCCAGCCCCUUGAAGCGAGAGGGUGGACCUCCAACUGGUGGUGGAACGGGACCGAACGAGAUCGUUACUUGUACCAAUUGUGGCCCAAAUCCUUGCACGCACACGGCCACCAACGGAUGCACAGCUGAGAUACGAAAGAAAGAACCACCGCAUCCUAUCAGAGUUGCUAAAACGAUCGAUGUUAUAGCGAGGAUUACCUUCCCAGUCGCCUACUUCAUGUUCCUUACGUUCUUCUUCAUCCAUUACAAGGGCAGCUCGUAGAGCAGCAUUGAUGAAUGGACAUACACGAUCAAUUGACGACGAAGGAUCGAAGUGAUCGAUGGAAUUCUUCGAUCGUUAAUAAA
Vespa velutina is the source of this 2960-nucleotide messenger RNA. RefSeq lists its product as uncharacterized. Gene Ontology annotation, biological process: regulation of membrane potential; signal transduction; chloride transmembrane transport. NCBI's taxonomy places the organism in Eukaryota, Metazoa, Arthropoda, Insecta, Hymenoptera, Vespidae. Gene Ontology annotation, cellular component: synapse; membrane; neuron projection. The transcript is spliced from 14 exons. The coding region runs from base 1519 to 2877 and encodes 452 amino acids. The record is from RefSeq and is a predicted model, not a curated record. Gene Ontology annotation, molecular function: extracellular ligand-gated monoatomic ion channel activity; neurotransmitter receptor activity; transmembrane signaling receptor activity.